Molecule: messenger RNA, 807 nt
Organism: Propithecus coquereli (Coquerel's sifaka)
Lineage: Eukaryota; Metazoa; Chordata; Mammalia; Primates; Indriidae
Product: tubulin alpha chain-like
Exons: 2
Coding region: 1-807 (268 amino acids)
Biological process (GO): mitotic cell cycle; microtubule cytoskeleton organization
Cellular component (GO): cytoplasm; microtubule
Molecular function (GO): GTP binding; structural constituent of cytoskeleton
Source: RefSeq, a predicted model, not a curated record
AUGAUCAAAGUCUGCCACCGCAACCUGGACAUCGAGCGCCCUACCUACACGAACCUCAACUGGCUCAUCGACCAGAUUGUGUCCUCCAUCACCGCCUCGCUGCAUUUUGAUGGCGCCCUCAAUGUGGACCUCACGGAGUUCCAGACAAAUCUGGUGCCCUACCCCCGUAUCUACUUUCCGCUGGUGACUUACUCACCCAUCGUCUCAGCUGAAAAGGCCUACCACGAGCAGCUCUCAGUGGCAGAGAUCACCAAUGCCUGCUUUGAACCUUCCAAUCAGAUGGUCAAGUGUGACCCUCACCAUGGCAAGUACAUGGCCUGCUGCGUGCUCUACCGUGGAGAAGUGGUGCCCAAGGAUGUGAACGCUGCCAUCGCUACUAUCAAGACCAAGUGCAGCAUCCAGUUUGUGGACUGGUGUCCCACAGGUUUCAAGGUUGGCAUCAACUACCAGCGCCCCACAGUGGUGCCUGGGGGUGACCUAGCCAAGGUGCAGAGGGCAGUCUGCAUGCUAAGCAAUACCACAGCCAUCGCUGAGGCCUGGGCCUGCCUCCACCACAAGUUCGACCUGAUGUUUGCCAAGCGGGCAUUUAUGCACUGGUACGUGGGCAAGGGCAUGGAGGAAGGGGAGUUCACUGAGGCUCGAGAGGACCUGGCUGCUCUGGAGAAGGAUUACGAAGAAGUAAGCACAGAGUCUACGGAUGGAGAAGAUGACAAAUCAAGAGUGAAAUGGAAAAAAAAAAAGAGAUCAGAACAGCAAGAAAAGAUUCUGCCAGAGAUCACAAGAUCCCUGAGGAACUCUCAGAAAUAG